AUGCCUGACAUUGAGAUGGCCAAACUUUUUGGCAUUCCAGUCGAUGACAGAGAUAAGCAGGAGAGGGGCGAAUCUAGUUUGCCUGCUAAUGCUGAUGAAGUAGAUGGACAGUUGAUGGAACAAGCUGCGGAUGAAGUAGAUGAUGCACAUGAUGAUGAGCUGGUGCAUGUGUAUGACAAAGAAAACCCUGUCAUUGAAGUAGGCAAGUUGUUCCCAAGCAUGAAGGAGUUUAGGAUGUGUUUCAGGACUUAUGCAGUGAAACAUGAGUUUGAUGCCAAGACUGUUUGGACUCAUAGAAAGAAGUUUUAUGCGAGGUGCAGAGGAUUUGAUGGUAGUGUGAAGCCUUGCAAGUGGUACAUAUCUGCUAGACUGCAACCUGAUGGAAGUACUGUCAGGGUUAACCAAAUCCCCAAUCAACAUACUUGUAUUACAAGUUCACAGAGAGUAUCAACCAUGACAUCACAACUUUGGGUUGCAGAAAAGAUCACCCCAAUUUUAGCCAAAACACCAAACACUACUGCCAAGAAACUCAAAGUAGACUUGGAAAAGAUGUACCCCAUUAAACUAAAAUAUACCACAGUGUGGAAGGCAAAACAAAGGGCAAUGAAAAAUUUAUAUGGUGAUUGGGCAAAUACAUUUAGGAUGCUUUACAACUUCAAAGCAGAGGUGGAAAAGAGGUCACCUGGCAGUGUUGUGGAGAUAGAUACAGAGGUAUCAGCCGAAGGUGAAGUCAAGUUCUCCAAGUUUUUUAUGGCUUUGAAGCCUUGCAUCGAUGGGUUCAAAGCAGGGUGCCGUCCAUAUUUGAGCAUAGACUCAUCAUUUUUGACAGGCAAGUGGAAUGGUCAGUUGGCAGCAUGCAAUGCUCUAGAUGGACACAACUGGAUGUUUCCUAUUGCUGUUGGCUUGUUUCAGUCAGAAACAGAGGCUUCAUGGACAUGGUUCAUGAUCCAGUUGAAAGAUGCCUAG
Molecule: messenger RNA, 966 nt
Organism: Aegilops tauschii subsp. strangulata
Lineage: Eukaryota; Viridiplantae; Streptophyta; Magnoliopsida; Poales; Poaceae
Source: RefSeq, a predicted model, not a curated record